Messenger RNA from Aspergillus nidulans FGSC A4, 629 nucleotides. Its product is annotated as DUF4202 domain-containing protein. NCBI's taxonomy places the organism in Eukaryota, Fungi, Ascomycota, Eurotiomycetes, Eurotiales, Aspergillaceae. The transcript has a single exon. Bases 24 to 629 code for a protein of 201 amino acids. The record is from RefSeq and is a predicted model, not a curated record.
CAAGCACAACCAAACGGCCCAGCAUGUCGACAACAUUUGAAAAAACCCUUUCCCUUAUCGACGCUGCGCACGCCCAAGACCCCAAAACUACCACCCCGCCCAACCCCGAAUCCUCCCCAGUCCCCUACGAACUCCACUAUGCCAACAAAAUGACAAAAUACCUCUCCCUGCGCAGCCCCUCCGCCUCCGAAGCCCUCCGUCUCGCCGUCCGCGCCCAACAUCUCCGUCGCUGGGAAGUUCCGCGGACGGACUUUCCUGCGACCAAAAUCGGGUACCAUAGCUGGCGGAGUCAUCUUGCAAAAAGGCAGGCUGAGAUUGCUCACUCUUUAUGUCUUGAAGGGGGCUAUGAUGAGCAGUUUGCGGGGCGGGUUGCGGCGCUGGUGAGAAAGGAGGGGCUUAGGAGCGGUGAGGAUGAGGAGGUACAGGUUCUGGAAGAUGUUGCUUGUCUGGUAUUUUUGGAGGAUCAGUUGGAGGAGUUUCAGAAUGGAUAUGAUGAGGAGAAGGUCAUUGGGAUCUUGCAGAGGACUUGGGUAAAGAUGAGUGAGAGGGGGAGGGAGUUGGCGCUUGAGAUGGAGUUGGGUGGAAGAAGUAAAGAGUUAAUCGGGAAGGCCCUUGGUGGUAGCGCUUGA